Molecule: messenger RNA, 2328 nt
Organism: Triticum turgidum subsp. durum (durum wheat)
Lineage: Eukaryota; Viridiplantae; Streptophyta; Magnoliopsida; Poales; Poaceae
Source: the annotation of a GenBank genome assembly
AUGGGCUUCUCCGUGGCCGACGCGGUCAUACCGGCGUGCGCCGUGGUCGGCAUUGCCUUCGCGCUCUGGCAAUGGUUCCUCGUCGCCAAGGCGAAGGUGUCCGCCUACGCGCCGGCCGGCAACGGCGUGCACGGGCAGCCGGUGUUCCGGACGGGGGACGAGGACGGUGAGGAUACCCGUAUCGGCGGCGGCGGGGACGGCGAGAGCGAUGAGGAGGAGGAUGGAGGCGACGGCCCGGCGGCCGUGGCCAGGUGCGCGGAGAUCCAGAACGCCAUUUCAGUCGGAGCAAACUCGUUCCUUUUCACCCAAUACAAGUACCUCGCGGCCUUCACGGUGAUCUUCGCGGUGGUCAUCUUCCUCUUCCUGGGGUCCGUGCACCGCUUCAGCACCGCCAGCCAGCCGUGCCAGUACACCAAGGGCAAGACGUGCAAGCCGGCGCUGGCCAACGCGGUCUUCACCACAAUGGCCUUCCUCCUGGGCGCCGUCACCUCCGUCGUGUCGGGCUUCCUCGGCAUGCGGAUUGCCACGUUCGCCAACGCGAGAACCACACUGGAGGCGCGCCGCGGCAUCGGCGCGGCCUUCGCUACGGCGUUCCGGUCCGGCGCCGUCAUGGGGUUCCUCCUGUCGUCCCUGGGCCUCCUGGUGCUCUACGUCGCCAUCAAGCUCUUUGGGCUCUACUACCACGACGACUGGGAGGGCCUGUACGAGUCCAUCACCGGCUACGGGCUCGGCGGCUCGUCCAUGGCGCUGUUCGGGAGGGUCGGCGGCGGCAUCUACACCAAGGCGGCGGACGUCGGCGCCGACCUCGUCGGGAAGGUGGAGCGGAACAUCCCCGAGGACGACCCGAGGAACCCCGCGGUGAUCGCUGACAAUGUGGGCGACAACGUCGGCGACAUCGCCGGGAUGGGCUCCGACCUGUUCGGGUCCUACGCCGAGUCCACCUGCGCGGCGCUGUUCGUGGCAUCGAUCUCGUCGUUCGGCGCCGACCACGACUUUGCGGCGGUGUGCUACCCCCUGCUGAUAAGCUCGGCGGGGCUUGUGGUCUGCCUGGUCACCACGCUCUUCGCCACCGAUUUCUUCAAGGUCAAGACCGUCCGCGGGGUCGCGCCAGCGCUGAAGCUUCAGCUCAUCAUCUCCACCGCGCUGAUGACCGUCGCGGCCCUCGUCGUCACCUUCGCCGCGCUCCCCGCCAGGUUCACCAUGUUCGAUUUCGGGGAGCAGAAACAGGUCAAGAACUGGCACGUGUUCUUCUGCGUCGCCAUUGGGUUAUGGGCAGGUCUGGCCAUCGGCUUCACCACAGAGUACUUCACCAGUAAUGCUUACAGCCCUGUUCGGGACGUGGCCGACUCUUGCAGGACCGGCGCGGCGACCAACGUCAUCUUCGGGCUGGCGCUCGGCUACAAAUCCGUCAUCGUUCCCGUGUUAGCCAUCGCCCUAUCAAUCUACAUCAGCUUCACCUUGGCAUCAAUCUACGGCAUCGCCAUCGCCGCGCUCGGGAUGCUCAGCACAGUGGCCACCGGGCUGGCCAUCGACGCGUACGGCCCGAUCAGCGACAACGCCGGAGGCAUCGCGGAGAUGGCCGGCAUGAGCCGCAGGAUCCGGCAGCGGACAGACGCCCUCGACGCCGCGGGCAACACCACCGCGGCCAUCGGCAAGGGGUUCGCCAUCGGCUCAGCGGCGCUGGUGUCGCUGGCGCUGUUCGGCGCGUUCGUGAGCCGCGCGGGCGUCACGGUGAUCAACGUGCUGAGCCCCAAGGUGUUCGCCGGGAUGCUCGCCGGCGGGAUGCUCCCGUACUGGUUCUCGGCGAUGACGAUGAAGAGCGUGGGCAGCGCGGCGCUGAAGAUGGUGGAGGAGGUGCGACGGCAGUUCAGCACCAUCCCGGGGCUGAUGGAGGGGCGCGCGACGCCGGACUACGCCAGCUGCGUGAGGAUCUCGACGGACGCGUCCCUGAGGGAGAUGAUGCCCCCCGGGGCGCUGGUGCUGCUGGCGCCCCUCGUCGUCGGCACUUUCUUCGGCGUCCACACGCUCGCCGGCCUGCUCGCCGGCGCGCUCGUCUCCGGCGUGCAGGUGGCCAUAUCUGCUUCCAACAGCGGGGGAGCCUGGGACAACGCCAAGAAGUACAUCGAGGCGGGUGCGUCGGAGCACGCCAAGUCCCUGGGUCCCAAGGGUUCGGAGGCGCACAAGGCCGCCGUGAUCGGUGACACCAUCGGAGACCCGCUCAAGGAUACGUCCGGGCCGUCGCUCAACAUCCUCAUCAAGCUCAUGGCUGUGGAGUCCCUAGUCUUCGCGCCAUUCUUCGCGGCUCAUGGAGGCCUCAUAAUCAGCUGA